This is a messenger RNA of Lachnellula hyalina, 1449 nucleotides long. RefSeq names its product Eukaryotic translation initiation factor 3 subunit L. The coding region runs from base 1 to 1449 and encodes 482 amino acids. Gene Ontology annotation, biological process: translational initiation. Lineage: Eukaryota; Fungi; Ascomycota; Leotiomycetes; Helotiales; Lachnaceae. The transcript has 3 exons. The record is from RefSeq and is a predicted model, not a curated record. Gene Ontology annotation, cellular component: cytoplasm; eukaryotic translation initiation factor 3 complex. Gene Ontology annotation, molecular function: translation initiation factor activity.
AUGAGUAACUUAAACGGCGGUGCUCCGCCACGAGCAGUUGAUGAUGAUUCUGAUAUCGAGGAGGAGGCUUUGGCCGCCGACUACAGAGAGCAGGUUCAAUACGAGGGCAUGGAUGACAUGGAGGGAGGCAGCUCAAUGAGCAUGGAGGGAGGCAGCUCAAUGAGCAUGGCACAACAGACCGACGACAUCCAGUCCAGGCUUCUUGGUGCUGCGCAACCUUUGGACUUCUCAGCGCCUCUCGAGACCAAAUUUGCGAGUUACGACAACUACUGUAGCUUGUUCCACUUCAUCUUGAACUCUGAUGGACCUGUGGACCUGGAACCUCCUUCGUACUUCUGGGCCUGGGAUGUCAUUGAUGAAUUCAUCUAUCAAUUCAAUUCCUUCUGCUCGUACCGAAAUCGCGUCGCGCGCCAAGGCAACAAUGAAGAAGAGAUUACGAUACUCCGCGAAGCACCAAACACAUGGGGCUGCUACAGCGUUCUGAACGUCCUAUACUCCCUUAUUCAACGAUCGCAAAUCAACGAACAACUGGCAGCUAUGAAGCGUAACGAGGAGCCGAUGGCAGUGGCAGGAGAUUACGGAUCGAAGCCGCUAUACCGAAUGCUGGGAUACUUCUCUAUCAUCGGUCUUUUGAGAGUACACUGCUUGUUGGGAGAUUUCAGUCUUGCACUGAAGACUCUCGAUGACAUUGAGCUCAACAAGAAAGCCAUGUUCGCCCGUGUUCUGGCUGCACACUUCGCAACCUACUACUACGUAGGCUUCUCCUACAUGAUGAUGCGCCGAUACGCAGAUGCUAUCCGCAUGUUCAGUCACAUCCUUAUCUACGUCUCGCGCACCAAGAACUCGCAGAAGAACGCGCAGUACGAUUCGAUCACCAAGAAGAACGACCAGAUGUACGCUCUUAUCGCAAUCUGCGUGGCUUUCCACCCUACCAGACUUGACGAUGUCAUCCACACCGCUCUCCGCGAGAAGUAUGGUGAUCAGCUGUUGAAGCUUCAGCGUGGUGGCCCGGAAUCUCUUCCUAUCUUUGAGGAGCUGUUCCGAUCUGCUUGCCCCAAGUUCAUCUCACCCACCCCUCCCGACUUUGAUAACCCAGAGCUCAACGUUGAUCCCUUGGAGCACCACCUAGCCAUCUUCAUGGAUGAGGUCAAGACCAAUAUGUGGAGCCCAACGGUCAAGUCAUACCUGAGACUUUACACUACGAUGGACUUGAAGAAGUUGGCUGGUUUCCUUGAAGUCGAGCCGGAGAAGUUGAGAGGAUGGUUGUUGGUGAACAAGCAGAGAAGCAGACAGAUUAGAUGGAGUGAUAAUGGACUUUUGGACGGUGAGAUUGUAGGCUCAGGUGAUCUGGAUUAUGCCAUGCAAGGGGACUUGAUUCACAUUUCAGAAGCCAAGGUUGGCCGUAAAUUGGUGGAUUGGUAUCUUAGAAAUCUUGCGAGAACAUACUAA